This is a messenger RNA of Arabidopsis thaliana (thale cress), 540 nucleotides long. RefSeq lists its product as uncharacterized. The transcript has 2 exons. The record is from RefSeq and is marked reviewed. Bases 1 to 540 code for a protein of 179 amino acids. Lineage: Eukaryota; Viridiplantae; Streptophyta; Magnoliopsida; Brassicales; Brassicaceae.
AUGGCAAGUUAUCGAUGUACCUCUUGUGGCCUCAUUCACCAACCUGGCCAAUGUCGCCGGCGAGGGCCCGAGGAUAUUACUCCAGCUCAUUGUUGCGCUACCUAUCUUGGUUGCUUAGGUUUCCUCUUCCUUAUUUUUCUCUUCGCUUUAGGUAUGACAGCAAUGUUUAUUGAUGAAGAUAGUUGCUACUUGGAGCUUUUUACCGAUUCCGUCUCCGUCUCAAACGCAAACGUGAACGCAAACGUUUCCACCGCUGAUUGGAGAAUCGGUGACGAAGUUUUGUCCAAAUAUUCAUCUCCAUCGUGGGAUGGUGCCGGAGACAAAACAAAUGUCGUUUUUGAGAAGGUGGUGAUGCCGGAAGUUAUUGGCGACGUGAUCUGGAAUCUUCGCGUUGAGAUUAUGUGUUCUGUGAAGACAGAUGCUAACUUUAGAAAUCGUUUUCUGAUAGCGACUUGUCCCGAUAUUCCGGUUAAAUUCACGAAGGAUCCGGCAGGAAAUGUAGUGGGAUCGUUGCUUGGAAAUAUGAGACGGUGUGAUUAA